Parus major (Great Tit) is the source of this 3207-nucleotide messenger RNA. It is a transcript of the gene GPATCH1, whose product is annotated as G-patch domain containing 1. Gene Ontology annotation, cellular component: nucleus. Gene Ontology annotation, biological process: mRNA processing. Gene Ontology annotation, molecular function: RNA binding. The transcript has 20 exons. The coding region runs from base 41 to 2965 and encodes 974 amino acids. NCBI's taxonomy places the organism in Eukaryota, Metazoa, Chordata, Aves, Passeriformes, Paridae. The record is from RefSeq and is a predicted model, not a curated record.
CGUGACGCCGCCGGGUCCUGCGCGGCCACCGUCGGGUAAGAUGGCGGCGGAGAGCAGCGACAGCGAGGAGGAGGACUUGGUGAGCUAUGGCAGCCCGCUGCAGCCGCUGCAGGAGGGUGAACGAAUUAAGAAGCCAGUUCCUCUUCAAGAACAGACUGUUAAAGAUGCAAAGGGACGAUACCAGCGUUUCCAUGGCGCAUUUACUGGUGGCUUUUCUGCUGGUUACUUUAACACUGUUGGUACAAAGGAAGGAUGGACACCUUCAGCUUUUGUAUCAUCACGGCAGAAAAGAGCAGGUAGAACCAUUCUUGGACCAGAAGAUUUCAUGGAUGAAGAGGAUCUUAGUGAAUUUGGGAUAGCACCAAAAGAUAUUACAACUACAGAUGAUUUUGCAUCUAAAAGUAAAGACAGAAUAAAGGAGAAGGCUAGACAGAUUGCAGGAGUGGUUGCUCCCAUUCCAGGAACCACUGCAUUUGAUGAUUUAAUAGGACCAUCUAAAAUAACAAUUGGGGUUGAACUGUUACGGAAAAUGGGCUGGAAAGAAGGACAAGGAAUUGGACCACGAGUCAAAAGAAAGCCAUGCAGGCAGAAACCUGAUCCUACAGUGAAAAUAUAUGGCUGUGCGUUACCACCUGGACUGUCUGAGGGUUCUGAGGAUGAAGAGGAUGAAUACCAGCCAGAGAAUGUGACAUUUGCACCCAAAGAUGUAAUGCCUGUAGACUUAACUCCAAAAGAGAAUGUCCAUGGACUUGGCUAUAAGGGUUUGGACCCCUCACAAGCUUUGUUUGGUGUAUCUGGAAGAGAACACCUGAAUCUUUUCACAGAUGGUUCUGAAGAAACAAGCAAUUUACUUGGUGAUCUGAGACACAGUAAAGGAAGAAAACUAGGUAUUACAGGUCAGGCUUUUGGUGUAGGAGCUUUAGAGGAAGAAGAUGAUGAUAUUUAUGCAACUGACACCCUGUCAAAAUAUGAUACAGUUCUAAAGGAUGAGGAACCUGGAGAUGGCUUGUAUGGCUGGACAGCACCAAAACAGUAUAAAUCCAAACAAAGGCCUGAAAGAGAAUUUAAAUAUAUAGGUAAAGUCCUGGCUGGUUUUUCCUUGGCAUCAAAAUCAUCAGCUCCAAUCAAGGUUUAUCCACCACCUAGCCUGCCACGAAAUUACAGACCAGUCCAUUACUUUCGACCUGUGAUAACAGCAGGGAAUGAAAACUUACAGAAGGCAUUGCAGGAGUCAGCUGGGAAACUUGAGAGUGAUGCAGCACACCAAAGCAGGCAUGCUUUGAAUGCAGCUCAGAGGAGGGAGCAGCUAGGAGAGGCUGAGCUGAAAGGUCCAGCUCCUUCUAUUUUGGAAUAUCUGUCUGAGAAAGAUAGAGAAAGACUCAAAGAAGUGAAACAAGCAUCUGAACAAAAAAUGAAAGCAAACAUAGUGUCUCAGCAGCCACCAAAUAGCAGAUUCCAGUCAGCCUCCCCAGAAAAUGCUGCUCACAAAUGGCAAAUGCUGCUGGGGGGACAGUUAGCAAGUGCUGCAGAGCAGUUAGCAAAUGCUGGUUCUAGUGACUUCAAACCAUUUGCAAAAAAUCCAGAAAAACAAAAAAGAUACGAAAAAUUUGUGAAAAGUCUUAAACAAGGAGAAAAAGCAGAGACAUUGGAGCGCUUUUUAGACCCAAAUAUGACAGAAUGGGAGCGGGGCAGAGAACAGGAGGAGUUCUUCCGUGCAGCAAUGUUCUACAGAUCCUCAAAUUCAACACUCUCAUCCAGAUUUACCCGGGCCAAGUACGAAGAUGAUGUUGACAAAGUUGAAGUUCCUCGAGACCAAGAGAAUGAUAUUGAUGAUAAGGAAACAGCUGUGAAAAUGAAGAUGUUUGGCAAACUCACAAGAGACAACUUUGAAUGGCAUCCUGAUAAGCUGCUGUGCAAAAGAUUUAAUGUUCGAGAUCCAUAUCCUGAUUCUUCAAUAGUGGGUUUACCUAAAGUGAAACGAGACAAAUAUUCUGUUUUUAAUUUCUUAACUGUGACUGAGCCUACCACAUCUGCAUCUCAAGCUACAAAUGAAAAGAUCCAAGAGAAACCAAAGAAAUCUUCAAGGUGGGAUGUGUCAGAUAAAGAGAAGGAGAAGAAAGAUUCAAUCAGUGAAUUCAUUAGUCUUGCUAGAUCAAAAGCUGAUGUUCAGAAGCAGCCACCACUGCCAGCAAAAGAAGAAUGUGGAACUGGGACAACUGAAACUCUUCCCACUGUGCAGGUAGCUGAUGAAGAUAAGAAUCAGGAGGAAGAAAGCAGACGACCACCCAUGGACUUAUUUAAAGCCAUCUUUGUGAGCUCCUCAGAUGAAAAAUCAUCUUCCUCUGAAGAGGAGAGUGAUGAAGAACAGCAACCAACUACUUCAGAAAGAGAGUCAGAAACCACCAAGCAAGCUGAUGUACCAGACAGUUCUUCCUCUAAUUUACAAGAGAGUGUGACUGCUACAACUGAUUCUGGCAUUUCUUCAUUGCCUACUUCAAAGGAGGAACUGGAUACAGCAGAGGAAUUCGGACCAAAGUUGCCACCAGCUUUUUCUCCUGGCACUAAUUGGCAACAACAAACAGUGGUGCCAGCAACUUUUCCUAGGCCUAGCAGGAAAGAAAAACAUAGGAAAAUCAGAGAGAGGCACAAGACUAAGAAAGAACGCAAACGCAAAAAGGAAAAGAAAAAUCCAAGUCUUUCACAAGGAGAUAAGAGUCUGUUCUUUCUACAGAAAAAGAAGCAUAAGAAGCAGAAAAGCAAAGGAAAACACAAGAAUAAAAAAUCAGAAAAGGACAGCAGCAGCUCAGACACUACAGAUAGCAGUGACAGCCUCAGUGAUAUGGAUACCACAGGCUUGUCCCCUAAAGAACUUCUAAGAAGAAACAUUGUCUGCCUGCUAAGACUGGAAUGGGCAGGUAUCAGUUGGCAUUUGAAAGGGCUCUGCGUUCCAUUCCUUUGGAACUGAGUGGCAGUUAAGUAUUGGUGUUUUCAUAUUAAAAAAACAAACUACUACUUGGAUUUCAGAAUAGCUAAAAUGUUUUACGCAUUUUGCACAAAAUAGAUUUCUUUGUACAAGGAGUUGUUUUGGAAUCUUCACAUUUUCAUGUCUCUCAUCAUUGAGAAAAUGUUUUUAUGUAAUACAACUCAGAUCUCUCUCUGAAACAAAGGUUUAAGAAACUGCUUGAGUAAUAAAAUGUUCCAAAUGUG